This is a messenger RNA of Passer domesticus (house sparrow), 6500 nucleotides long. RefSeq names its product ATP binding cassette subfamily G member 4 (gene ABCG4). The transcript is spliced from 15 exons. Gene Ontology annotation, molecular function: ATP hydrolysis activity; ABC-type sterol transporter activity; ATP binding. Gene Ontology annotation, cellular component: membrane. NCBI's taxonomy places the organism in Eukaryota, Metazoa, Chordata, Aves, Passeriformes, Passeridae. The coding region runs from base 487 to 2412 and encodes 641 amino acids. The record is from RefSeq and is a predicted model, not a curated record. Gene Ontology annotation, biological process: cholesterol homeostasis; cholesterol efflux; transmembrane transport.
GAUUUUUCGCUGCCUGGCAGCGCUGCCCGCCCGGGCAGCCCAUCCAUCCCUCCAUCCAUCCUUCCAUCCUGCCGCCCAUCCCGCUCCCCGCCCGGCAGCACCGGGGCUGGCGGAGAGGGCCCCCCCGAGCAGCCCGGCCCGGGGGGCUGCUGGCCACCGCGGGGCUGCUGCUAGCCACUGCGGGCUUCCUGCUAGCCACUGCGGGCUUCCUGCUAGCCACUGCGGGCUGCGGCCGGAGCGCCCCCCGCCCGCCCUGCCCGCCCAGCCCCGCGGAGGGAUGGGGAGGAGACCCGGGCCGGGCAGCGCCCAGCCCGGCUCCCGCCGCUGAGCGCCGCAGCCGCGCCGAACCGAGCCCAACCGAGCCGAGCCGAGCCGAGCCGAGCCGAGCCCGGGCCCCCCGGGCAUCGCCCCUUUGUCUGCGGAGGAGGCGCGGCGGGGGCGCUGCGGGAGCGGAGCCGCCGCCCCGCACCCUGCCAGGGCGGCAGGAUGGCGGAGAAGGGCAUGGACCCCGCCUGCGUCUCCAUCGCCCUGGAGGACACGGUGUGCCACGCCGGCCCGCCCGACGCCCCGCUGCUCACCACGCACCUGAAGAAGGUGGAGAACCACAUCACGGAGGCGCAGAGGUUCUCCCACCUCCCCAAGCGCUCGGCUGUCAACAUCGAGUUCAUCGACCUGUCCUACUCCGUGCGGGAGGGAUCCUGGUGGAGGAAGAGAGGGUACAAGACCCUCCUGAAAUGCCUGUCAGGGAAGUUCUGCCAGCGGGAGCUCAUUGGCAUCAUGGGCCCCUCGGGAGCUGGGAAAUCCACACUAAUGAACAUCCUGGCUGGCUACAGGGAGACUGGCAUGAAGGGGCAGAUCCUGGUGAACGGGCGGCCGCGGGACCUGCGCACCUUCCGCAAGAUGUCCUGCUACAUCAUGCAGGAUGACAUGCUGCUGCCACACCUCACCGUGCUCGAGGCCAUGAUGGUCUCUGCUAACCUGAAGCUGAGCGAGAAGCAGGAGGUGAAGAAGGAGCUGGUGAACGAGAUCCUGACGGCCCUGGGGCUGCUGGAGUGCUCCUACACCCGCACCAGCUCCCUGUCGGGGGGGCAGCGCAAGCGCCUGGCCAUCGCCCUGGAGCUGGUCAACAACCCCCCCGUCAUGUUCUUCGAUGAGCCCACCAGCGGUCUGGACAGUGCCUCCUGCUUCCAGGUGGUGUCCCUGAUGCGCUCCCUGGCUCAGGGGGGCCGCACCAUCAUCUGCACCAUCCACCAGCCCAGCGCCAAGCUCUUCGAGAUGUUCGACAAGCUCUACAUCCUGAGCCAGGGCCAGUGCAUCUUCAAGGGCGUCGUGACCAACCUCAUCCCCUACCUGAAGGGGCUCGGCCUGCACUGCCCCACUUACCACAACCCUGCUGACUUCAUCAUCGAGGUGGCCUCAGGGGAGUACGGGGACCUCAACCCCGUCCUGUUCCGCGCCGUGCAGAACGGGAUGUGCACCAUGGCUGAGAAGAAGAGCAGCCCUGACAAGGCAGACUCGUCGUGCCCCACGUGUGGGACGGAUGUGGAUCACAUCGAGAGCCACACGUUUGCCACCAGCACCUCCACUCAGUUCUGCAUCCUCUUCAAGAGAACCUUCAUCUGCAUCCUGCGGGACACGGUGCUGACCCACCUGCGGUUCAUGUCCCACAUCUGCAUCGGGGUGCUCAUCGGGCUGCUCUACCUGCACAUCGGCAACGACGCGGGCAAGGUCUUCAACAACACCGGCUUCCUCUUCUUCUCCAUGCUCUUCCUCAUGUUCGCCGCCCUCAUGCCCACCAUCCUCACCUUCCCCCAGGAGAUGACCGUGUUCCUGAGGGAGCACCUGAACUACUGGUACAGCCUCAAAGCCUAUUACCUGGCAAAGACCAUGGCAGACGUGCCCUUCCAGGUGAUCUGCCCCAUCGCCUACUGCAGCAUCGUGUACUGGAUGACGGGCCAGCCCCCCGAGGCCACGCGCUUCCUGCUCUUCUCCGCCCUGGCCACCGCCACGGCCCUGGUGGCCCAGUCCCUCGGGCUGCUCAUCGGAGCUGCCUCCACUUCCCUGCAGGUGGCCACCUUUGUGGGACCCGUCACUGCCAUCCCCGUGCUGCUCUUCUCGGGCUUCUUCGUCAGCUUCAAGACCAUCCCCACCUACCUGCAGUGGAGCUCCUACGUCUCCUACGUCAGGUAUGGCUUCGAGGGGGUCAUCCUCACCAUCUACGCCAUGGAGCGCGAGGACCUGGAGUGCCUCGAGGACUUCUGCCCUUUCCAAAAGCCCAUCAAGAUCCUGCAGGAGCUGGACGUGGAGGAGGCCAAGCUCUACCUGGACUUCCUCAUCCUGGGCAUCUUCUUCGUCAUCCUGCGGCUCCUGGCUUACCUGGUGCUCAGGUACAAGGUGAAAUCUGAGAGAUAAAGGGGCCGCGGGGCCCCGGUGCCGUUCCCGGGCCUGGCCUGCUGUGAGAGAUGUUCUGCAGAUGGACACGGUGCUCCUGCAGGUCCCGGACCGUGGCGGAGGCACUAGGAGGUGCCAGCCAGGCCUGGCUCAGUCGAGAAGGGUUUUGAGACAUCUCGGAACUGUUUUAACCUUUCCACACACUCUUCAUUGCAAAACGUUUUGUACAGCCCUGGCAUGUGCCACUCUCCCCCCCAGGACUGACGAGCCCCACGGAGCUUGGGUCCCCUCCUGUCCCUGCCUGGCGCUGCCCUGGGGACACCAGGGACAGUCCAGCCCAGGGCUUUGUGCCGAGGAGCCUGCUCCGUGCUGGGCUGGGAGGAGAGAGCUGCAGAGCUGGAAGAGCUGCUGGUGGCCCCGUUCCUCGUCCUGGCCAGUGCUGAGAAGAGCCCAAAGAUGCCAUAGGUGGAGUGCACAAGGCUUUAGAGUUUCCUGUCGCUGUAGCCACAGAGAUUGCUGCAUCCCCCUUUCCUUUCUGUGCAAAUAUUCCUUUUUUUUUUCCCCCCUUUUUCUUUAUUUUUUUCCCCCACAAGCCCCACUGCAUCCCAGCAAAGGGAGCAAAGAGGCAGAGAAGGACUUGGGGCUCUGUCUCAGACUCCUGCUGGGACAUCACCCUCAGAGAUGGGAUCUUCAAACCAGGGUCUGUGGGAGCAGGACGGUGUUCUCAGACCUCGGGGAGUCACAUUCAGUCCCUGUUGUCUCUGGGGUCUGAGACAGGAGGCUCUGAACCAAUUCAACCAACACGGAGAGAAGUGACUUGGAUGGAGCAAGGAGGAUUUGGGUUCCCACACGCUGCCAGGAGGCUGAAAAACGGGGCUGGGCUCAGCUGUGUCACCCUGGAGGCUCUGCUGCAGGAGGAGAGCUGGCCCUGAGCCCUUCCCUGCAGCCUCUCUCCCCCAGCUCCACUGGGGCUGUCUCAGCAGGACGGCAUGGACGAGCCUCGCUCAGCACCGACUGUGCAAGGAGGGGACACCAAGGACACCCGGCCUGUCACAGUGCCAGCCCCAGGGUGACACUGUGCAGAAGGGGGUCCCGGCAGUGCCUGAACUGGAAACAGGUGAGAUCCCAGCUGGUUUGUUUGCAGUGGGUGACCCGGACACCGGGAAGUGACUGGCACCAGAAGGUCCCUUUGGCACUGGUGUCUCUGGUGGCUGCUCCAAACUCGCACACCCCGCAGAGGGAAGGCAGUUCAGCACCUUGCUGGCUCUCCAGAGGAACUGAGCUGAGCCCAGAGCUGCUGGGGCAUCGGCACAUGCUGGGAACACAGCACCCUGCUCACCUGCACAGCACAGCUCCCUGGGCGUGCUGGCACCGGGCUGUGAGCGUCACCCACGGAUGUGGCAACCCGCAGGAUUCUGGCAAGCGUGGACGUGGGGGAGGCAGCCCUGCCCCACCCUGGCAGGCUGGCCCUGGUUCAGGUCAGCCUGGGGAUCGUGCUGCUGGCACUCUGAGCCGCCAGGGAUUGCAGAUUGCCAGAUUCCAGCAGAAUCCUGGACGCUGGUCUUUGGUUUCGCUGGCUCGGGUUGGGGCUGCGCAGCAGAGUCUGGCUGGCCUGACACUGAUGCUGGCACUCAGCAAGGCUGAGUUUCCCCUGCCUGCAGGGCUUCGAGGAAUGUUUGGCCGUGGGGCUGUCCUGCACUGAGGGUCUGGAAGCAGGACACACCCUGCUGCCCUUCCCACGCUGAGCAUCGGGGUUUUCCCCAGGGCUGUUGUCUGACUUUUCACUGUCCCUCACAAAGUCCCCCCCUGCUCCUGGAUCUUCCUCCAGUGCCGUGCUCUGCAGUGGAGCUGUGCCAGCUGGAGGGCUGCAGUGCUGCCACCCACAGCCACAGGGGCACGGAGGAGUGGGGACAGUCCCUGUGCCUGCUCUGUCACGGGGUGCAGGGAGCUGGGGGAUGUGGGGUGUCACCCUCGUCCAUCUCCUUGUCCCUGGAGCUGUUGGGAAUGAUGCCCUGCUGCUGCCCUGCUCUUGGGCUGGGACGAGUCCGUGCUCUGCUGGGCUGAGGCUUUUCCCUGGGUGGAUCCUGAGGUGCAGGAGGUGGCACUGGGGCAGCUCUGCACAGCUCCUGCUUCCCCCCUGGCAUUUGGGGCUCUCAUGGUGGGUCCUGUCCUCUGCCCCCUGGGGGUGCUGCCGUCCCCAGCGCCGUGUCCUUCACCCAGCACACCUGGACACCCCUGUGCCAUCACAGCCAGGGCCACCACCCCUCCCAGGAGGACCAGGACAAGAAGAACUGGUGUGUGGAGCAAAGGGGCUCCCAGCAGGCACCAGUGACUGCCCCUGGCCGUGUCCCCCAUGCACAGAGAAGCUUUGUUGACCAGGCUCUGCUGCUUGCAGGCUUCCCCAGCUCGGAGCAGCACUGCCAGGGCAGGUGGCUCCCACUGCAGGGCCCAGCCUGCCUGGGGUGGGGCAGCUGGCAGCACCCCCGGGAUGUCCAGGAGGGCUCAGCACAGCCUGUGCCCGUGAGCUGCAGUGUCCCAGCUCGCCAGGUACGUGGCCACUGCGGGGCAGAGGGCCAGGACAAAGCCUGGAGCUGCAGGAUGGCUGUCCCCGAGCUGGGCAAGGGCUCUGGGGAGUGGGGGUGAUGGGGCAGGCUGCUCGUGCCCGGGGCAGCAGGACACAAGUGAAUGUGUUGGUGUGAAGGGGGUGAUGAGAGGGGGAAGUGGCACAGGGCAAAGGCACCCUCGGUGCUGCCUGAGGAGCUGAGACUGUCCUUUCCCUGUCCUCAAGGACAGCCCCAGAGGGGUGGAAGGUGCAGGGAAAUGAGAGGAGGAGAAGCACGUUUGCACUGAGCCCGAGGCUGGCAGGGCUGGGCUGGGCACCCCGGGGUUUGUGGCCUGGGUGGUCCCUGCCCUGCAGGAGGGGUUUUCUCUGCCCAGGCAUGGCAGAGGGACGGCGUGCAGCCACCCUGCUCCAGGGGGCCCUUAGGGAAGCAGCAAGGAUGCACUUUAUCAGAGCAGGGAAGCGGAGCCGUGGGCGCUGCUGGCUGCAGGAAUGCCCCGAGAGAACGCGUCUGGAUAAUCACGAGGAGCGUGAUGGAGGAGAGCAGGCUUCUUCCCCCACACCUCCCGUCCCCUCCUGCCCCUGCCCUCCCUUGUGAUGCACUUUGAGUGGAUGAGGGUGGGGUUCAGGCUGUGGCUGUGGCUCGCUGGGAACACCAGCUGAGCCUCAACCCACCAAAAACUGCUCCAGCCCCUUUGGCCCACGGCUGUAUCGGGUUCUGCCUCUCAGGGGUGCUCUGGUGGCAGGCAGGCAGGCAGGGGCAUGGCCACUCACCUCCAUGCAUGUCCAGGCCACCUCUGUCACACGCACAAGAAGAGCAAACGCUUCAUCACCUGGCUGGGGUUUGCUGGAGGGGAGACUGGGCUAGAACAGGGAGGGGAUGGGGCUUCUGCCAGGGUUUCACCCCUCUCCCAAAUCAGGCAAUAAAACAGUGUUUCCUUCUCACUGUGUGUGGACACCAUUUGUCCUGUCCCUCUGCACGGGCAGCCUGGGCUCUCUGUGUGUCCCUGCCACGCUGGACCCCGUGGUUGUCCAGCCUUGGCCGUGCCAGGAUACCAGGCUGGACACUGGGGGCACGUGUGUGUGAUCCAGGGGGGCACCACGCAGGGAAGUGCAGGCGUUGAAACUCACAUUUCCACACGAGCACGGGUGUGAGCUGCUUCCUCCCUGGGACAGCCUGCCAAAAUAAGAUGCAGGUACCAGCUCAAAGGCCGAGGCAGGCUGCUGGCACAGCUCUGUUGUGGCAGCUGCCCCGGGGGGCAUUUGCCCAGGUCGUUCUGCCUUGCUGGGAGGAGGCUGUGAAGCAGGACCAGGGCACAGCUGCAGCCUGGCAGGAACCAGGCAGGGUGGAGGUUCCCCUGGGCUCUGCACACGCAGGUAAGUGCCCCGCAGGGACGGGGUGCCAGCUGCCAGCUUGCUGCUCGCCAUGCCCAGAGGGUCCCGGGAGCUGUUGGGCAGGAGGAGAUGCUCUGGUUUGUGUCGGUGUUUCCGAGAUGCCAGCUGUACUUGUUGGGUUUCACACAUCAAUAAAACUUAUAUUUAUAGUGUA